AUGGUCUCUCUAUCACUAAUAGGUUAUAAAAUCAAGAAGAACCCUAUAAUAACGUUGCUUUUGCCAUUUAUUGUAUUAGUGUCUGUGUAUUUCGUAGUGUUCAGAACAGAUGAUUCCAUAUUAGGGAUUGGAAGUUUACCACUAGGAAAUCACAAAUGGGCUCAUGAAAUGGAACAUACCUGGUAUUUCCCAUUCACAAGUAGGUUUAAAAUGCCUAGGUAUUCUUAUAAGACCCAACAUAAUUGGUUAUUUAAUGAUCGUGUAGAGGAUAUUAUCCCAGAAGGGCACAUUGCACAUUAUGAUUUGAACAAAUUACGUUCUACUCCAGAUGCUGCUGUAGACAAAGAACGUGUAUUAAUCUUAACACCGUUACAAUCCUUUGACCAACGUUACUGGAUUAAUAUCUUACAGUUGACUUACCCACGUGAAUUGAUAGAAUUAGGUUUUAUUAUUCCAAGAACUAAGACAGGUGAAGAAGCAUUAAAGCAAUUGGAAAUUGCUAUUAAGAAUGUUCAAAGUGAUAAAAAGAACCAAAGAUUUGCUAAAGUAACUAUCUUGAAACAAGACUCACAAAGCUUUGAUAAAUUACAAGAGAAGGAAAGACAUGCGUUGAAUGUUCAGAAGGAGAGACGUUCUGCAAUGGCUUUGGCAAGAAAUGAACUUUUGUUCUCUACUAUUGGUCCACAUACAUCGUGGGUUUUAUGGUUGGAUGCUGAUAUCAUCGAGACACCAAUGAAUUUAAUCCAGGAUAUGACUGCACACGAUAAAGCAGUUCUUGCAGCCAAUGUUUUCCAAAGAUAUUAUGAUGAAGAAAAGAAAGAAGACAACGUCAGACCAUAUGAUUUCAAUAACUGGCAAGAAUCUGACACUAGUAGAGAAUUAGCAUCAAGCAUGCAACCAGACGAGAUUAUAUUAGAAGGUUAUGCCGAGAUUGCCACAUAUCGACCAUUAAUGGCUUAUUUCCAUGAUAAAAACCAGCCAAUUACCGAAGAGAUGAUGUUGGACGGUGUUGGCGGUGGUUGUACAUUAGUUAAAGCUGAGGUUCAUAGAGAUGGUGCCAUGUUCCCAAGUUUCCCAUUCUACCAUUUGAUCGAAACAGAAGGUUUUGCUAAGAUGGCAAAGAGAUUGAAUUAUGAAGUCUAUGGGUUACCAAAUUAUUUGGUCUACCAUAAGGAAGAAUUUAAUUAG
This is a messenger RNA of Maudiozyma barnettii, 1188 nucleotides long. RefSeq names its product mannosyltransferase complex subunit MNN9 (gene MNN9). Gene Ontology annotation, molecular function: alpha-1,6-mannosyltransferase activity. Lineage: Eukaryota; Fungi; Ascomycota; Saccharomycetes; Saccharomycetales; Saccharomycetaceae. Gene Ontology annotation, cellular component: mannan polymerase complex. The transcript has a single exon. Bases 1 to 1188 code for a protein of 395 amino acids. The record is from RefSeq and is a predicted model, not a curated record. Gene Ontology annotation, biological process: cell wall mannoprotein biosynthetic process; protein N-linked glycosylation.